AGAAAAUGAGGCAAAGAUUGAAAAUGUGCAGAAAACCAGUUUCAUUAAAGGACCAAUGUUCAAAGGUGUGGCUUCCAGUAGAUUUUUGCCCAAAGGCACCAAGACAAAAGUUAAUUUGGAGGAACAGGGACGACAGAAAGUAUCAUUCAGCUUCAGCCUUACAAAGAAAACUUUGCAGAACCGAUUUCUAACUGCACUUGGAAAUGAAAAGCAAAACGAUGCUCCAAACCCCUCAGCGAUACCUCUUCAAGCAGAUUCCACCCCUAAAAUGAAAGUGGAUGUUGGAGAUACUUUAUCUACCAUAGAAGAAUCUUCUCCACCAAAAUCAAGGGUGGAAUUGGGAAAAAUUCAUUUUAAAAAACAUCUUCUUCAUGUAACAUCCAGGCCACUGCUGACUGCUGCCACAGCAGUAACGUCACCACCUCCUCCCACAGUACCAUUACCAGCAGUCCUAGCAGAAUCAACGACUGUAGAUUCACCACCUCCAUCUCCACCUCCACCACCUCCACCUCCUCAAGCCACAACAUCCUCACCACCAGCACCUGUAACAGAGCCAGUGGCCUUGCCACACACACCAGUCACAAUUCUGAUGACAGCACCAGUUCCUUCACCUGUAGAUGUAGUAGUGAAAACUCUGAAAGAAUCACCACUCGCUGUCGGACCAGAAUCUUUUGAAGUGGACACUAAACGGGACACUGUAUCUAAUAGUUCAGAAGAACACCUAACUCAGAAUUUGAAUGAGCAGACAGAUAUUCCCUCACAAAAAGAAGAUUCCCAUAUUGGGAAGGAAGAAGAAGUUCCAGAUAGCUCCAAAAGUAGUCUGUCCUCUAAAAAGUCAAGUUCUAGGAAGAAGACUUCACAAUCUGAAGGCACCUAUUUUGGUUCAGAAUCUGAUGAAGAUUCUGUACGGACUUCUUCAAGUCAGAGAUCACAUGAUUUAAAAUCUUCAACAUGCAUGGAAAAAGAAAGAGAAUCUAAAAAGAGUUUAGCACCUUUAAAAAGUGAGGAUUUAGGGAAAUCGUCACGAUCUAAAACUGAGAGAGAUGAUAAAUAUUUUAGCUACUCAAAACUUGAAAGAGAUACUCGGUAUAUAUCUUCCCGGUGUCGAUCUGAGAGAGAGCGAAGGCGGAGCAGAUCUCGUUCUAGAUCUGACAGAGGCUCUAGAACAAGUUUAUCCUAUUCUCGAUCAGAACGAUCCCAUUAUUAUGAGUCUGAUUGUCGCUACCAUAGGAGUUCCCCUUAUCGAGAGAGGACACGCUAUUCUCGGCUAUAUACAGAUAACAGAACACGAGAAAGUUCUGACUCAGAAGACGAGUAUAAGAAAACAUACUCAAGACGCACCUCAUCUCAUUCCUCCUCUUACAGAGACCUUAGGACAUCAUCAUCUUAUUCUAAAUCUGAUCGGGACUGUAAAAUUGAGUCCUCUUACAUAGAGACAGAAAAAAGAGGGAAGUAUUCUUCAAAACAAGAAAGAGAAUCCAAAAGGACUUCAGAAAACGAAGUAAUUAAAAGGUGUUCUCCCUCUAAUGAUCUGGGAUUCCGACGGGGGUCAAUGUAUUCUAAGCAUGAUAGCAGUGCUGCUCAUUAUAAAUCUACCCCUUCAAAAUCCAAGUCAGAUAAAUUGAAAAAUUCUUUCUGUUGUACAGAAUUAAAUGAGGAACUCAAACAGUCACAUUCUUUUAGUUUACAGACUCCUUGUUCAAAAGGUAGUGAAGUAAGAAUGAUAAAUAAAAUUGCUGAACGAGAAAAGACUGGAUCUCCAUCAAAUCAAUUGAAUGAUUCACCUACUUUUAAAAAGCUAGAUGAAUCUCUUAUUUUUAAGUCUGACUUUAUAGGACAUGAUAGCCAUGAUAGUAUUAAAGAAUUAGACUCUUUAUCUAAAGAGAAGCAUGAUCAGCUGAGAACUUACUGUCCUAUAGAACUAAAUAUAAAUGGAUCUCCUGGAGCAGAAUCAGAUUUGACAACGUUUUGCACUUCUAAAACUGAGGCUGUUUCAGUGUCUUCUGAUGAUAGUGCAACUGGGUUGGAGGUAUCCCCUUUAGUCAAAGCAUGUAUGCGUUCAUCAAAUGGAUUUCAGAAUAUUAGUAGAUGUAAAGAAAAAUACUUGGAUGCUACUUGCUUGCAGCAUAGUAAGUCAGAAAGCCCAUUUAGAGAAACAGAACCUCCAGUGUCACCACACCAAGAUAAACGCAUGACAUUGCCAGCUCUGACGGAUUAUUCCAAAACAAUAGUUAAAGAACCAGUUGAUAUGAGAGUUUCUUGCUAUAAAACCAAAGAUUCAAAUAAAUACUGUAUUUCAAACAAUAGCAAUCCUUCUUUGUGUCAUUCUGAAGUUGAAAAUAUUGAACCUUCAGUUCUGAAGCUUUCUUCUCAUAGCUUUAUGAAUAGUCAUUUGGAAUCAAAAACCGUUAUAUGUGAUAAUAGAAAUCUGGCAGAACAGAACUCAAAACUUGCAUAUGAAGACUAUAAGCAGUGUAUUGGUACCUCUGCUUCAGCUUCUGUUAAUCAUUUUGAUGAUUUAUGUCAGCCUGUAGGGAGUUCACGUAUUGCUUCAUCUCUUCAGAGCCGUCCACCAGGAAUAAAAGCAGACAGUUUAACUCUCUUGCAGUAUGGAGAAAAAACACCUCCAAUUUUGGAUUCUGUGCUAAUGAGUAAAAACACAGAGUUUAGGAAACAUUCAGGGGAAGAAAUACUAGAAGUGGAUAGUGGACUUCCUGAUUCGAGAAGGGACUUUUCUUCCUGGGAAAAUAGACAUGAUAAUGGGCUAUCUGGAAAAUGUUUGCAAGAGGCACAAGACGAAGGGAAUUCCAUAUUGUCUGAUAGAAGAGGAAGACUGGAAAUCUCUUUAGAUGAAGGAGAAAGAGGACAUGCACAUAUUUCAGAUGAUUCAGAGGUUGUAUUUUCUUCUUGUGAUUUGAAUUUAACCAUGGAAGACCAUGAUGGUAUAACUUACACCUUAAAAUGUGACAGUAGUGGCCAUGCUUCAGAACUAGUGUCUACUGUCCAUGAAGAUUAUUCUGGCUCUUCUGAAAGUUCAAGUGAAGAAAGCGAUUCAGACGAUACAGAUUCUGAUGACAGCAGUGUUCCUAGAAACCGUCUUCAGUCUGUUGUGGUUGUGCCAAAGAAUUCUACCUUGCCGAUGGAAGAAACAAGUCCCUGUUCUUCCCGGAGUAGUCAGAGUUACAAACACUAUUCUGACCACUGGGAAGAUGAGAGAUUGGAGUCAAGGAGACAUUCAUAUGAGGAAAAAUUUGAGAUCACAGCAAAUAAAAUUUGUCCACAGGCUGAAAAACUCUUUCUUCAUAAAGGUGUAGAGAAGAACCCAGAAAUUUCUUUUAUACAAUCCAGCAGAAAACAGAUGGAUAACCACCUUCCUGAAAUUCAUCCUCAGAGUGAUGGAGUUGACAGUACUAGUCAUACAGAUAUGAAAUCUGACCCUCUAGGCCAAACAAAUUCAGAAGAAAUUGUAAAAGUAAAAAUAGCUUCUAGGCAGCAAGAAGAACUGCCACUUUAUUCUUCUGAUGAUUUUGAAGAUGUCCCAAACAAGUCUCACCAGCAGACCACUUUCCCUAAUAAACCAGAUAGUAGACUGGGGAAAAUGGAGGUGAGUUUUUCUUCUUGUGAGAUAACACGUGUGGAUGGCUCCCACUCAUCAGAAGAGCUGAGAAACUUAGCGUGGGACUUCUCUCAACCAGAAAAGCCCACUACCACCUAUCAGCAACCUGAUAGCAGCUAUGGAGCUUGUGGACCCAAGUAUCAGCAAAGUACAGAGCACUAUGGUGGGACACGUGGUUACUGGCAAGGCAAUGGCUACUGGGAUCCAAGAUCAGCAGGUAGACCUCCUGGAACUGGAGUUAUCCAUGACCGAACUCAAGGGCAAGUACCAGAUUCCCUAACAGAUGACCGUGAAGAAGAAGAAAAUUGGGACCAAUGUGGUAGAUCCCACUUUUCAAACCAGUCCAGUAAAUUUCUUACGUCUAUUCAGAAGGACAGAGGGUCAGUGCAGGCGCCUGAAAUCAGCAGCAAUUCCAUUAAGGAGACUCUAGCUUCGAAUGAAAAGAAAGAUCUUAUGAAAAGCUUAGAAAAAAAUGAUAUAAAAGAUAGAGGGCCUCCCAAAAAAAGGAGGCAGGAAUUAGAGAGUGAUUCUGAAAGUGAUGGUGAACUUCAGGACAGAAAGAAAGUAAGGGUGGAGGUAGAGCAGGAAGAGACUACACCACCUCCGGGCUCUGCACUGGUUGGACCUUCCUGUGUCAUGGAUGACUUUAGAGAUCCCCAGCGAUGGAAAGAGAGUGCCAAACAGGGCAAGAUGCCUUGUUACUUUGAUCUUAUUGAAGAAAAUGUUUAUUUAACAGAGAGAAAGAAGAAUAAAUCCCAUCGGGAUAUUAAGCGAAUGCAGUGUGAAUGUACACCUCUUUCUAAAGAUGAAAGAGCUCAAGGAGAAAUAGCAUGUGGGGAAGACUGUCUUAAUCGUCUCCUUAUGAUUGAAUGUUCCUCUCGGUGUCCAAAUGGGGAUUAUUGCUCCAACAGACGGUUUCAGAGAAAACAGCAUGCAGACGUGGAAGUGAUCCUCACAGAAAAGAAAGGCUGGGGCUUGAGAGCUGCCAGAGAUCUCCCUUCNAACACCUUUGUCCUGGAAUAUUGUGGAGAGGUACUUGAUCAUAAAGAGUUUAAAGCUCGAGUGAAGGAAUAUGCACGAAAUAAAAACAUCCACUAUUAUUUCAUGGCUCUGAAAAAUGAUGAGAUAAUUGAUGCCACUCAGAAAGGAAAUUGCUCUCGUUUCAUGAAUCACAGCUGUGAGCCAAAUUGUGAAACUCAAAAAUGGACUGUGAAUGGACAACUAAGAGUUGGAUUUUUUACCACCAAACUGGUUCCUUCAGGUGCAGAGUUAACAUUUGACUAUCAGUUCCAACGAUAUGGAAAAGAGGCACAGAAAUGUUUCUGUGGGUCCGCUAAUUGCCGAGGUUACCUGGGAGGAGAGAACAGGGUCAGCAUUCGAGCCGCAGGAGGGAAGAUGAAGAAGGAGAGAUCCCGGAAAAAGGAUUCAGUGGAUGGAGAGCUAGAAGCCCUAAUGGAAAAUGGUGAAGGUCUCUCAGAUAAAAACCAGGUUCUCAGCUUAUCCCGAUUAAUGGUUAGGAUUGAAACAUUGGAGCAAAAACUAACCUGUCUUGAGCUAAUACAGAACACACACUCACAGUCUUGCCUGAAAUCCUUUUUGGAACGUCAUGGACUUUCCUUGCUGUGGAUCUGGAUGGCAGAGCUAGGUGAUGGUCGGGAAAGUAACCUAAAGCUUCAAGAAGAGAUCAUAAAGACUUUGGAGCACUUGCCCAUUCCUACUAAAAAUAUGUUAGAAGAAAGCAAAGUUCUUCCAAUCAUUCAGCGUUGGUCACUAGAAGAACCUAUUGCCGAAGAAACACCAUCACAAGAUGAAGAGGAGGGUGUAUCUGAUGUGGAGAGUGAAAGGAGCCAGGAGCAGCCAGAUAAAACAGUGGAUAUAAGUGAUUUGGCCACCAAGCUCCUGGACAGUUGGAAAGAUUUAAAGGAGGUGUAUCGAAUUCCAAAGAAAAGUCAGACUGAAAAGGAGAACACAAUAAUAACUGAACGAGGAAGGGAUCCUGUGGGCUUCAGAGAUCAAACAGCUGCCCCAAAGACUCCUAACAGAUCAAGAGAGAGAGACCCAGACAAACAAACUCAGAGUAAAGAGAAAAGGAAACGAAGGGGCUCCCUCUCACCACCCUCUUCAGCCUAUGAGCGAGGAUCAAAAAGGCCAGAUGACAGAUAUGAUACACCAACUUCAAAAAAGAAAGUACGAAUUAAAGACCGCAAUAAACUUUCUACAGAGGAGCGCCGGAAGUUGUUUGAGCAAGAAGUGGCUCAGCGAGAGGCUCAAAAACAACAACAGCAGCUGCAGAACCUGGGAAUGACAUCUCCCCUGCCCUAUGACUCUCUUGGCUACAAUGCCUCUCAUCACCCUUUUGCUGGCUACCCACCAGGUUACCCCAUGCAGGCCUAUGUGGAUCCCAGCAACCCUAAUGCUGGAAAGGUGCUCCUGCCCACACCCAGCAUGGAACCUGUGUGCUCUCCUGCUCCUUAUGACCAUUCUCAGCCUUUGGUGGGACAUUCUACAGAACCCCUUACAGCCCCUCCACCUGUGCCAGUGGUGCCACAUGUGACAGCCCCUGUGGAAGUUUCUAGUUCACAGUAUGUGGCCCAGAAUGAUGGUGCCGUGCACCAAGACUCCAAUGUCACUGUCUUGCCAGUGCCGACCCCAGGCCCAGUCCAGGGACAGAAUUAUGGUGUUUGGGAUUCAAAUCAACAGUCUGUCAGCAGCGUACAACAGCAGUACUCUCCUGCACAAUCUCAAGCAACUAUCUAUUAUCAAGGUCAAACGUGCCCGACUGUCUAUGGAGUGACAUCACCUUAUUCACAGACAACGCCACCAAUUGUACAGAGUUAUGCACAGUCAAGUCUUCAGUACAUCCAGGGACAACAGAUUUUCACGGCUCAUCCACAAGGAGUGGUGGUACAGCCAGCUGCAGCCGUGACUACAAUUGUUGCACCGGGACAGCCUCAGCCCCUACAACCACCUGAAAUGGUUGUGACAAAUAAUCUCCUGGAUCUGCCACCUCCCUCUCCUCCCAAGCCAAAAACCAUUGUCUUACCUCCCAACUGGAAGACAGCUCGAGAUCCAGAAGGGAAGAUUUACUACUACCAUGUCAUCACAAGGCAGACUCAGUGGGAUCCUCCUACUUGGGAAAGUCCAGGAGAUGAUGCCAGCCUUGAGCAUGAAGCUGAGAUGGACCUAGGAACCCCAACCUAUGAUGAAAACCCCAUGAAGACCUCAAAAAAGCCCAAGACAGCAGAAGCAGACACCUCCAGUGAACUGGCAAAAAAAAGCAAAGAAGUAUUUAGGAAAGAGAUGUCCCAGUUCAUCGUCCAGUGCCUGAACCCUUACAGGAAACCCGACUGCAAAGUGGGAAGGAUUACCACAACUGAAGACUUCAAACACUUGGCUCGCAAGCUGACUCAUGGUGUUAUGAAUAAGGAGCUGAAGUACUGUAAGACGCCCGAGGACCUGGAGUGCAACGAGAACGUGAGACACAAGACCAAGGAGUACAUUAAGAAGUACAUGCAGAAGUUUGGGGCUGUUUACAAACCCAAAGAGGACACUGAAUUGGAGUGA
Messenger RNA from Elephantulus edwardii (Cape elephant shrew), 7180 nucleotides. It is a transcript of the gene SETD2, whose product is annotated as SET domain containing 2. The record is from RefSeq and is a predicted model, not a curated record. Lineage: Eukaryota; Metazoa; Chordata; Mammalia; Macroscelidea; Macroscelididae. Gene Ontology annotation, biological process: regulation of DNA-templated transcription. Gene Ontology annotation, cellular component: chromosome; nucleus. Gene Ontology annotation, molecular function: protein binding; histone H3K36 methyltransferase activity.